AUGGAACUAAUGAAUAGAGAUUUCUUGAUGCUACCUAAAGAUUUAGCUGCAACGUCAGAAUCUGUUUUUAAGCAAGAUCCAAAACUUGUAGCAGCGAUUAAUAAACUGUACGGUAGAAAUGAAGAAGACAAUUUAAAUAGUGUAAUUGUUUUGCCUGAUCGAAAGCUUAACUUUGAAGAAGUACAGAAAUUGUUAAACAAAUCAUCAAAAGACACAGAGAAAAUACCAAGUACGUAUUUGCAAGAAAGAAGUAAUAUUAGAAAGGAAUUGAUUAAAAAUAUAGAAAAAACACUGGAGAAACUAAACAAUUCUGCAGACAGUGGCGAUACCCCGAUGCUGUUACUAAGAAAUCAGAGAUUAUGGAGUAACUGCGUUUACGAUCUUGAUAGAGUAACAUUGAAAGCUUUUGCCGACGCGAAGAAAACAACUUUGAGUUAUUCCAAUCGAGAAGAUAAGACGAGGUUCAACGCUGUAGUUUUUGUUCUAACAAAAGUACACGAGUUAUUACUGAAAAAUCUAUCAGUUACUAGAAGGGAACUUUUCUAUCAAAAUGUAACAAGACUCCGAAAUCAGGCCAACUUGGACGUUGCAGUUAGAGAUGUUUGUUGUCUUCUACAAACACCACCUUGGAAUUUAGGGAUAAUGGCGACAGCUAAAGGUCUAAUCGCGGGCCAUAUUCAAUUACAACUACGAGAUGGUUCUUGUGUUGAUUGUUUUGGGGCAGGCGGGACACUUGUACCACAGGAUAUUGAUGGCAUAAAGGAGUUUAAAUCGACUGCAAAAUAUAUAUUGGUUGUUGAAAAAGAUGCCAUCUUCCAGAAGUUGUUAGAUGAAGGAGCACUCGUUAGAUUAGGGCCGCUCAUUAUUUUGACUGGCAAAGGUUACCCGGACGUGUGCACUCGGCAACUUCUGUGCCGUCUGGUCAACGAGCUGCGAUUGAAGGCACUAGCUUUAGUAGACGCUGAUCCUCACGGAUACGAAAUUUUUCUCACUUAUAAAUACGGUUCAUUGGCUCAGUCCCAUCUCUCGCAGACCCUUGCUUGCAGCUCCUUACAGCUGCUGGGCGCGAGGCACGGUGACGUCAUGACUCUCGCCACCAGAGAGGCGCGUCUCAACCUCACCGAACUGGAUAAGAGGAAAAUUGCCAGCUUGCUCAAGAGGCCUUACCUUAAUACGUCGACCGGUUCCCUUAUAAAGAAAGAUCUGCAAGAAAUGUUAGAGAGUGGUGUUAAAGCUGAGAUCGAGGCGCUAUCCCCCACGGCCGCUGCGCUUUGUGAUUUCUAUCUACCUUCAAAACUUAUGCAGGGAAAUUACUUGGGGUAA
Molecule: messenger RNA, 1323 nt
Organism: Papilio polytes (common Mormon)
Lineage: Eukaryota; Metazoa; Arthropoda; Insecta; Lepidoptera; Papilionidae
Gene: mei-W68
Product: meiotic recombination protein SPO11
Exons: 8
Coding region: 1-1323 (440 amino acids)
Biological process (GO): reciprocal meiotic recombination; meiotic DNA double-strand break processing; meiotic DNA double-strand break formation
Cellular component (GO): nuclear chromosome
Molecular function (GO): DNA binding; DNA topoisomerase type II (double strand cut, ATP-hydrolyzing) activity; ATP binding
Source: RefSeq, a predicted model, not a curated record